Cololabis saira (Pacific saury) is the source of this 1578-nucleotide messenger RNA. RefSeq names its product lymphocyte activation gene 3 protein-like. Gene Ontology annotation, molecular function: MHC class II protein binding; protein tyrosine kinase binding. NCBI's taxonomy places the organism in Eukaryota, Metazoa, Chordata, Actinopteri, Beloniformes, Belonidae. Gene Ontology annotation, cellular component: membrane raft; external side of plasma membrane. Gene Ontology annotation, biological process: positive regulation of ERK1 and ERK2 cascade; interleukin-15-mediated signaling pathway; T cell activation. The coding region runs from base 1 to 1389 and encodes 462 amino acids. The transcript has 8 exons. The record is from RefSeq and is a predicted model, not a curated record.
AUGAUGUUGUUGAAGGGUGCCAUCUUUGGAGUGAUUACCAUCCUCAUGACAGCAGCUCGGUGUGAGAUAGCAGAGCUGCUUGUGGAAGUGGGCUCGACUGCUGUACUACCCUGUAUGUGCAGAGUGUCCCCCUGCCAUCCUGCUGCCAUCAUCUGGAGCAAAGACAGCAAAGGGACUGUUUGGAGAAAGGAAAGGAGUGGUUUGCAGUUUUGGGGUUCAAGGUGGUCUCAGAGGGGAAACCCACGCGUGCAAUGCCUUCACUCCCAGUUUGACAAAGGUGAUUACAGCCUGCAAAUCAGCAGCGUGACAGAGAAAGACGCAGGACUUUACACUUGUAGGAUGGAGCUUACAAAACCAGCUGCUGAAAUCCAGGUCAUGCUCAGAAUAAUUCAAGUGUAUGCCUCUCCACCAGUCCCUAUGUGGGGAGAGAAAGUUUCAGUCACUUGUCGUGUGACACCUUGGCCCAAGGACAGUUCAGUGAGGUGGAGGUUGAACAACUCUCCGUUUUGGCCUGAGGAGGAGUUCGUCAAUAAUGGGAUUGGAAGUACUAUAGAAGGCAAGGCAUCUGAACGACUGGCAGGAAACUUGACCUGUGUUGUGGGCCAUAACAAGAAAAUGCUCCAGGCCUCAAUCACGCUCUCCGUAAGAGGAAUCAUCCAACCACCCAAAGACAAUAAAGUGGUGUAUGCUGCAGUGGGGUCUCCGUUCCUUCUCCCCUGCGUGUUCUCGCCUGGUUUGAUUCCUACUUCAACAUCGUGGAAGAAAGCGGAGACUGGCGAUCUUCUUGCCUUUAAUGAUAGUCGUUCUUUCUCUGGCUGUGAUAAGUCUUUAGAGAUAAAAGAGGUCACUAUGGAGGAUCAGGGCAAAUACAAAUGCUCUGGGUCCAUAAAAGGACAGAGACUGACUCGCACAAUGCAGCUCGUCAUUGCCAAAAUUGUCCAGUCAAAGAAGAAAGGUUCUGUGAUGCUGACCUGCCAGCUGACUGACGCAAGUGAGGUCACCGAAUAUGAGUGGGUUCGCAUGACUUACGACGUAAAUGGCACCAAGUCGGCUGGGCCAGUCCUGAAGGGACAGACAGUUGUGUUAGAAGGGAACUGGCAGGAAUGGACAUGUUGUUUCCAUGGCAGAGAAGGACUUUUGGGGAAUGUCACAUACCAAGUUCAUCUGACGGGUGGUCUUAGUGGACAAAAGUCGUCUGCUUCAUCUCGCAACACUGGCACCGUGAUCGGACUCAGCGCCCUCCUCAUCGUUCUGCUGCUGGUCCUGGCUCAGAUGUACAAAAAUCACCAAAGGAAGAAAAGAAUCUUUCAGUACCCGGCGCUGGAAACAAUUGUUCAUACCAUCUCCAAUGAGCGGGAGGAGAGAGAAAGGAGCCGAGUGAAAAACUAAAGCCUCAUUAAAGCCAAGAAUUUCACAGCUAAUGAAAUCUCUUGCUGCCAGCAACAUGUUGGGAAGCUUUUAUUUGCACAGAUUUGUAAAUAAUUUCAGAGCAGACACUGUAGCUGUAACUGUUUUGAGAUAACUUAAAUGAAAUUAAUGAUAUUUUAACUGUUAUUGUAAAUAUUCUUAUUUUUUGCU